Spirometra erinaceieuropaei is the source of this 889-nucleotide messenger RNA. NCBI's taxonomy places the organism in Eukaryota, Metazoa, Platyhelminthes, Cestoda, Diphyllobothriidea, Diphyllobothriidae. The record is from the annotation of a GenBank genome assembly.
AUGAUGACGACAAAAUCUGCACCGGUUUUCUGGCGGGACACCCCGGUUCCAGAUGGCUCUUGUGGUGGUUGGGGAGGACGCGAGCUUGUCGAUUACUUCGAGGUCUCCCGCCUGGAUAUUGGCGGAUCCUCACUGCUGACGAUGGCCGGCUCACCCGUCGGCAGCCUGAUCGUCUUCGUCAUCAGCACGUCCGGUCUCGCCUCCGGACUGGGACAUAUUCCAUCAGGUGCCACUGUCGCGACCGAGGGUGCAUCGGGGUACUCAUCUCUCGCAGCGGGAGGCAGAAGUAGGUGUUGCUGGGGAUGAGACGAUGUUCUGCAAAGGUUCAAAGGAGGAGCAGACCAUUGUCAUUUGGGCUGCCGAGACCAUGGGGAACCAGCGCUCCUUCGACGGCAUGGCAUGUGCCGAAGUGGACGUUGAAGUCACCAAGGACAAUCAGCUUAUCCGCCUUCAGGACAGACGCCAGGAGGGCGUACAGGUCAUUGUAGAAUUUGUUUUUCGGUUCCUCAGAGCCGGUCAUCGGGGGAGCGUAGAAAUUGACGAUGGUGGCGACGUUGCCUCUCCGGAGAGGCAGUCGGAGACUCGUCAUGCGUUCCUUGAUGCCCUGCGGCGGACAGGGCAGUCGUCCUACAAUGUUUCGGAUGGUAAUGGUGACGCUUACAUCCCGUCGCUCUGCCCUGGGGCGACCGCUCUAGAAGAAGGUGUACCCGGGAGCCACGUCCUCCUGUUGGUAUUGUUCGAAAAACCGAGUCUUAUUGAGUGCAGUGGUGCCCACCUUGUAGCGCGCCAGUUCCCGAACGAUUUGCGCCGUCGUCCGUUCUUAUUGGGAACGAACACUCCAGGCUCACAGACAGUGAGCGACCUACCGGCCUGUGAGAUUGCACGAUAG